Ectocarpus siliculosus is the source of this 471-nucleotide messenger RNA. The record is from the annotation of a GenBank genome assembly. Lineage: Eukaryota; Phaeophyceae; Ectocarpales; Ectocarpaceae.
AUGAGCUUUCCCAUCGCCGCGAUAUCGGGCGGUGACCAGCCCCCCAAGAAGGUGAUAUUCGGAGCUUCUUACGCCAGGGGCUCGUACGACGACGACAGGUCGGUGACUCUCCUUCACUACCCGGCGGAGAACACGGAGGAGACGGUGUUCGUCUUCCGGCUGACGGAGGACGCGUCGGGGGUCGACGUCCUGAGGGAGGAGCUCACGCUUCGCACGAGCGAUGCCGGCAUGGAGACGUCCCUCUCCGAGAGCGCGCCCGCAGAGUGGAUCACAACCCUACCGAUCCUUGAGUCCAACGGGGUUUCGGUCAUGGCCAGCGCAGAAAACCUGCUCACGAACGGGUUCUACGUGACUGACAUACAGCCGGCCAAACUCGCGGACAUGCGGCUUAAGCUCAGCGAGACAAGAGCUUACCAGAAGAACGCCGGUCUCACCGUCGAGUACCAACUCGUCACGGACCCACGUGUGUAA